This is a messenger RNA of Eublepharis macularius, 753 nucleotides long. It is a transcript of the gene GMFG, whose product is annotated as glia maturation factor gamma. NCBI's taxonomy places the organism in Eukaryota, Metazoa, Chordata, Lepidosauria, Squamata, Eublepharidae. The coding region runs from base 136 to 564 and encodes 142 amino acids. Gene Ontology annotation, molecular function: Arp2/3 complex binding; actin binding. The record is from RefSeq and is a predicted model, not a curated record. The transcript has 7 exons. Gene Ontology annotation, cellular component: actin cortical patch. Gene Ontology annotation, biological process: actin filament debranching; negative regulation of Arp2/3 complex-mediated actin nucleation.
GCUGCCUUUCCUUUGCAGCCGUCAGAGUGUCCUGAGCAAAGGAGCUGAGCUGUGCACAUCCUGUCAGAAGCAAGAGUGCUGAAUCCAGAGCUACAGAAGUCCAGCUGACGAGGAGAUCGGACUUGGGAAGACAGAAUGUCCGAUUCUCUGGUUGUAUGUGAUGUGGACCCAGAGCUGAAGGAGAAACUGAAGAAAUUUCGGUUUCGGAAGGAGACGAACAAUGCAGCUAUAAUGAUGAAAGUUGACAAAGACAAGCAACUGGUAGUGCUGGAGGAAGAAUUUCAGGACAUCUCUCCAGAGGAGCUGAGAAGUGAGCUACCGGAACGCCAGCCUCGAUUUGUGGUCUACAGCUAUAAAUACCUCCAUGAUGAUGGUCGGAUCUCCUACCCUCUCUGCUUCAUCUUCUCCAGCCCAGUCGGAUGCAAGCCAGAACAGCAGAUGAUGUAUGCUGGGAGCAAGAAUCGGCUGGUGCAGGUGGCUGAGCUCACCAAGGUCUUUGAGAUCCGGACCACAGAAGAUCUGACAGAGCAGUGGCUGAGGGAGCACCUGGCCUUUUUUCGCUAACGGGGGGAGAUAAUGCUGGGCCUUCAGCUGCAUUCCUGAGCUGAGAUUCCAUCUCCCCUCCUCCUCACCGUGGAGGCUGCACCAAAGGGUGGGUGUACUUGGGACAUGCAGAAAUGUCCUGCACGCCCCACCAACACUGCUGGAGUUUGCUGAGUGAAUUAAAAAUGAAAUAAAGCUUUUGCACCCAGA